This is a messenger RNA of Phlebotomus papatasi, 4004 nucleotides long. RefSeq names its product NAD(P) transhydrogenase, mitochondrial-like. Gene Ontology annotation, biological process: proton transmembrane transport; NADPH regeneration. Gene Ontology annotation, molecular function: NADP binding; NAD binding. The record is from RefSeq and is a predicted model, not a curated record. The coding region runs from base 331 to 3528 and encodes 1065 amino acids. The transcript is spliced from 7 exons. Lineage: Eukaryota; Metazoa; Arthropoda; Insecta; Diptera; Psychodidae. Gene Ontology annotation, cellular component: mitochondrial inner membrane.
UAGUUCUCCUCUACCAGCUCUUCAGUCGUGAGUGGAGACUCGAAGAGGUUGCUCGACGGCAGUUUGUUUCCAUGUUAUUUCGUGUGUGAAGUGGCAUUUCAUAAUUUUAUCGUGAUCCAGCUGCCCAAAUCUUCAAUAGCCAUCGAGGUGUAUAAAAUCAUUCAGUGAUUCAGCGGCGGAUCCUUAAAAUUAAUGAAAAGGAACUGAGGCGUAUCGAGGUCAAGAACAUCAAUUGGUUGUAUCGGCAUCUGUAUUCUCGACUUUGUCGUGAGAGACGCUUUUUUUGUGCUUCAGCGAUUAUAUUUUUUUUCCCAAAAUUAAAGAAUAAAAAUGACUCUCGGUGUCCUUCGACUGUGCACUUUGAGUGGUGAGCACAUUUUACGCAUCCCACGUCCAAUUCAUCCCCUGCGACUGUUCUCGGGGUCUGUGAAGCUCCUGCAAAAGGAUGGGAAACCUGUGGAAGCUAUCAAGGGGAUUGCGUACAAAAAUCUCACAAUUGGUUGUCCCAAGGAACGAUGGAACAAUGAGAGACGUGUCGCCAUGACCCCAGCUGUAGCAGCUACUCUCAUAAAGAAGGGCUUCAAUGUUAAUGUGGAGUCUGGAGCGGGAUUUGAAGCAAAAUUCCGCGAUGAAGACUACAUUCAAGCAGGAGCUAAGAUUGUUGACUCGAAAGGCAUUUACAAUGCCGAUAUUUUGCUCAAAGUCCGUCAACCUACAAAUGAGGAAGUUCCACUUCUGAAGCCUGAAUCGACGCUCAUAUCGUUCCUCUAUCCAGCGCAGAACAAGGAACUGAUAAACGAACUAGCCAAGAAGAAGAUCAAUGCUUUCGCUAUGGACUCUAUUCCACGAAUUUCUCGUGCUCAAGUCUUUGACGCUCUCAGCUCAAUGGCCAAUAUUGCUGGGUAUCGAGCAGUCAUUGAGGCUGCAAACUACUUCCCUCGCUUCUUUACUGGUCAGAUCACAGCUGCUGGUAAAGUUCCUCCUGCCAAGAUCCUCGUGAUCGGUGGUGGAGUGGCUGGUUUGGCUGCAAUUGGUCAAGCUCGCGGAAUGGGUGCCAUUGUACGAGCCUUUGACACACGUUCAGUGGUUAAAGAGCAAGUGGAAAGUAUGGGAGCUGAAUUCCUUACAAUUGACAUUCAGGAAGAGGGUGGCACAGCCGGUGGCUACAGUAAGGAGAUGAGUAAGGCCUUUAUCGAUGCCGAACAUGCUCUCUUCGCCAAGCAAUGCAAAGAAGUGGAUGUAAUCAUUACAACAGCUCUUAUUCCCGGAAAGAAGGCUCCAGUGUUGAUCCUGGAGGAGCAUGUAAAAUCCAUGAAGCCCGGAAGUGUUAUUGUCGACUUGGCAGCUGAAGCUGGAGGAAAUGUGGCCACCACAGUUCCCGGACAAGUUAAAGUGGUUCAUGAUGUUGUUCAUGUAGGUAUCACAGAUUUAGCCAGUCGCCUUCCCACGCAAAGUUCCACCCUGUACGCCAACAACAUCAGCAAAUUCCUCCUGUCCAUCGGUGAGAAAAAUCACUUUGAUAUCCGUUUGGAGGAUGAGGUUGUUCGAGGAUCAAUUGUUCUCCGAAAUGGUGAACUCAUGUGGCCUCCACCAGUAAUCCCCGUUGCAGCUCAAGCAGCUCCUGCUGCCGACACAAAAGCACCUGCCAAGGUUGAACCCGUCCCUGAAGAUCCCUUCCAGAAGCAACUCAAAAGCAGUUUGACCUACACAGCUGGUUUAGCGUCACUCCUCGCUCUCGGAGUGGGCUCUCCAAAUCCCGCUUUCACCACAAUGAUGACCACCUUCGGUCUGUCCGGCAUUGUGGGUUACCACACUGUCUGGGGCGUCACUCCAGCCCUUCACUCACCCCUCAUGUCCGUCACCAAUGCCAUCUCAGGCAUCACAGCUGUCGGUGGACUUUUGCUGAUGGGCGGCGGAGUUACCCCUUCAAACACCAUUGAAUCCCUGGCUGCAGGAGCUGCUCUCAUUUCCUUCAUCAACAUCUUCGGUGGAUUCCUGGUCACUCAGAGGAUGCUGGACAUGUUCAAGAGACCCGGAGAUCCACCAGAGUACAAUCUCUUGUUCGGAAUUCCAGCCGCUGCCUUCCUUGGUGGAUAUGGAUAUGCCGCACUUUCCGGCUUCCCUGAAAUUCAUCAAAUGGCCUACCUAGCAUCUAGUUUAUGCUGUGUUGGUGCUCUAGCCGGUCUCUCAUCGCAGAAGACAUCCCGCCUGGGCAAUGCCCUGGGCAUGAUUGGCGUAAGCGGCGGAAUUGCCGCAACUCUUGGCCAUAUGUCGCCUUCCAAUGAAGUUCUGAUGCAAAUGGGUGGUGUAGCUGCCCUGGGUGGUGCUCUGGGUGGUAUCAUCGCUAAGAGGAUCCAGAUCACAGAUCUACCACAGCUCGUAGCUGGUUUCCACAGUUUAGUGGGUCUUGCAGCUGUUCUCACAUGCGUCGCUACUUAUAUGCACGAUUUCCCAACAUUGGCAACAGAUCCGGCUGCCAAUGUGCUCAAGACUGCCCUGUUCCUGGGCACAUACAUUGGCGGAGUGACAUUCAGUGGAUCACUGGUGGCUUAUGGAAAGCUCCAGGGACUUUUGAGCUCAAAUCCACUCCUCCUACCAGGUAGACACUUCAUCAAUGGUGGUCUUCUUGCUGGAAAUGCUCUGGCCAUGGGAAUGUUCUACAUGGAACCAACACUUGCUGGUGGUUUGGGACUUCUAGGGGCCACAUCCCUCAUGUCCACUGCCAUGGGAGUGACUCUAACAGCUGCAAUUGGAGGGGCUGAUAUGCCAGUGGUCAUCACUGUGCUCAAUUCCUAUUCCGGAUGGGCACUCUGUGCUGAAGGUUUCAUGCUCAACAACAAUCUUAUGACGAUUGUUGGAGCUCUCAUUGGAUCUUCCGGUGCUAUUCUGUCCUACAUUAUGUGCAAGGCCAUGAAUCGCUCCCUGCCCAAUGUCAUCCUUGGAGGAUACGGGACACUUUCUACUGGUGGUGGUAAGGCUAUGGAAAUCACAGGAACUCACACGGAAGUGAAUGUGGAUGGUUGCGUGGAUAUGAUUAAGAACGCCAAGAAUAUCAUUAUCACUCCCGGAUAUGGGCUGUGUGUGGCUAAGGCUCAGUAUCCAAUUGCCGAGAUGGUAUCCAUCCUUAAGAAUAAGGGCAAGAAAGUUCGUUUCGGAAUUCAUCCGGUGGCUGGAAGAAUGCCUGGACAACUCAAUGUUCUUCUGGCUGAAGCUGGUGUUCCAUACGAUGAUGUACUCGAAAUGGAAGAGAUUAAUGAUGACUUCUCGGAAACUGAUCUUGUUCUGGUGAUUGGCGCCAAUGACACAGUCAACAGUGCAGCUGAAGAUGAUCCAAACUCCAUCAUUGCCGGAAUGCCGGUGCUCAGAGUAUGGAAAGCUGAUCAGGUUGUCGUGAUGAAAAGAUCUCUGGGCGUUGGUUAUGCUGCCGUUGACAAUCCCAUCUUCUACAAGCCAAACACAUCAAUGUUAUUGGGUGAUGCCAAGAAAACUUGUGAUGCGCUUCUAUCGAAAAUUAAGGAAGACAAUUAGGCAAAGAAAAUUGUACAAAAACAAAAAAUUAAUAACCCCUUCCACUUCAUAUGAAUGUUCUUCCUCAAAUCAAGUGGUCCGUGAAAAAAAAAGGAUCAACUAGCGAAAAUGUUUUUUUCGGAUGAAAACCAAUUUUAGCAAAAGAAAAAAAUGUACGACAAAAGUCCUCAAAGUGAAAAUUGAUAAUCACACAUUAGAGAUUGAUGGAAAAUAUAAAUAUAUUUUAUACACAACUUUUACAGUUAAAGAGACUAAAAAAAAUUUUCACUAUUUUCCGCACAAAUAUUUUUUUUUCCAUUGAGAGCUGAAGGAGUCAAUAUUGUGGAAGAAAGCGAAAUAGGACUUUUUGUGUUAUUAAACGAGUAAAAAAAAAACAAGAUUUUUCUAAAGCAAUUUUGUCGCAUAAACAGCAUUUAAAAACUUUUUAAACUCUACAUGAGAUGUUAAUUUAACGAAUAAAUUUUAAUUUAUUUUAA